Molecule: messenger RNA, 2725 nt
Organism: Thalassophryne amazonica
Lineage: Eukaryota; Metazoa; Chordata; Actinopteri; Batrachoidiformes; Batrachoididae
Product: eukaryotic translation initiation factor 4E type 3-like
Exons: 7
Coding region: 302-925 (207 amino acids)
Biological process (GO): translational initiation
Cellular component (GO): eukaryotic translation initiation factor 4F complex
Molecular function (GO): translation initiation factor activity; RNA 7-methylguanosine cap binding
Source: RefSeq, a predicted model, not a curated record
CUCUCACAGCACUUGAGAUGAGUUCGCUUUUCUAAAAUUAGCAGUUACUGUUUGUUGAUAGUGCAUUUGUGAAUUUCGCUUUUACUAAGUCGGCUUUUAUAUCACUUUGUGAAGGUUGUAGGUGUCACCGAACGUGUUGUUGAGGUUUGGUUUUGUUGUUGUUGUUUUUCUUCUGUUGUUGUGAAACGUCCAGUGAGUCAGCGUCUGAUCGGGGUUAAUUAUACCACAACAACCUAUUUAUAAUCAUAGCGGCUUGUGCGGGCUACAUUUGUCCAGAGGGCUGUGGGUUUCUUUGUAAACGAUGGCAGUGCCAGCAGCUGUGGCGCUCAACACAUUAGAACACAAUCUUCACAUUAAAGAAGACACAGAGUUGAAUGAAGACCACAUUCUGCCUUUACAUUCUCCAUGGACCUUCUGGUUGGACAGAUCCCUUCCAGGUACAACAGCAGCUGAAUGUGAGUCAAACCUGACGAAAAUUUACACAGUGGACACCGUCCAGAACUUUUGGAGAGUUUACAACAACAUACCGAGUGUCUCCAGUUUGCCACUGAGAUGUAGCUAUCACCUGAUGAGAGGAGAACGAAAACCACUUUGGGAAGAAGAAAGCAAUGCAAAAGGUGGUGUUUGGAAAAUGAAAGUACCCAAAGAGUGUACGUCUGUUGUUUGGAAAGAGUUGCUGUUGGCGACCAUUGGAGAACAGUUCAGUGACUACUGUCCCUCAGAGGAUGAGGUGGUUGGUGUUAGUGUCAGUGUAAGAGACAGAGAAGAUGUCUUCCAGGUCUGGAACGGAAAUGCUGCCUGCGCUAACGAGUCGAACAUCCUAGGAAAGAUUUAUGAGCUCCUUCCACAGACAUCUUUUAAAGCAGUGUUUUACAAACCACACGAGGAGCACCACGCCUUCGAAGGAGGUCGAUCAAGACAUUAGCAUAUUGAAACACAGAAUAUACUGUAUAUAUUGGGCUGAUUAAGAUGUUUAGGAUCGUAAAAUCACUGGAGAUGAGGCUUGUAGUGACUUAGCGCUUCAUAUGACAUACCACAUGUGACUCUCCAGUGAUGGAAUUUCACCUAUUCUGAGCACUAUUGUCAUUUACAGUGGUGUGCAAAUGUUAGGGCCUGGUCACACGACGAUAGUUGAACGAAGGAAAAAUUCACAAAUCUUUGAGAAAAGGUGGACGAAUGAUCCUGCAUUUUUCCCAUCACUGAAAAGCCUGUGAAUCAAGAGCGCAUAAAGGAAGAAACAAAACUGAAACUAACAAAAGAAAAAUGAAGUGAAUGUUGACCUUGACUCUUUAAACGAAAUGAAAACGAAAUAUUCACAAUGAAUACGAAAUUAAAUCAAAACAUUCACAAUGAAAAUGAAACAUUCACAGUAAUGUGACUGACAGCGGGUACGAGUCCGAGUGCAGCCAGCCUUGUCCUCAUGUCCGCAGCACUUGCAGGUGCGGGAUCUGGUUGUCUUGACAACAAUGUGUGCACACACACAGGCCAGCCACAAAUGGCUGGAACGUGCAUAAAUAGUUACAGUAGUUGAUAAACAUUAUUGCCGCUAUUGAGUCUGUAUGACAACAUUGCUUUUUAUCCCACACAUGGAUGAGUCACGUGCAGCUCAUCAGAGCUUUAGUUAUUGAUCCAUUUGAAUAUCGUCAACGUUUGUGCAAGACGUCGGACUUGGGACACUGGAUGUCAGUCAAACAGAAUGCUGACAUUACGGGAACUAUGCAAACGAUGAGGAACCGUCAAGACAGAGAGUAAAACGAAAUACAGAGGAGUUGAGGUUGUCAUUGGGAUUUGUUCACAUUUUUAACAGUUUGAAGAUUCUGACAAAGCGCCAGUUACAGCAACAAAGCUGGACGAAGGGUAAGCGGUGUCAACGUAAAUCCAGAUUUCUGAUUUUGUUUUGGCUUUGGUGUCCUUCAUUAGUGCCGUGUGACCGGGGCUUUAGACUCCCUGAGGCUUUUACAUGUGGUAUCAGAUUUUUUUUAAUGAAUUUAGACUUCCCUAUGUUUAAAAUUUCUUAAAACGUUUCUCAAAAGCAAUAUAUCAAAUUUCAGCUAGCUUGCCAUAAAGUACAGUAUAUGAGGGAAACCUGAGCUUGAAGCUGUGACUGGUGAUGCAAUAAGCAAAAGUUGCACUACUCGUAGUUUCUCCAUUCACUGCCACAGAAGCCUAUAACUUCUUCAGAGUUGUCAUGGGUGUCUUGGUGGUUUUUCUCGCUAGUCUUCUUGUAUGGCCACUCAGUUUUUGCGAACAGCUGACUCCAGAUAGAUUUACUACGGCGUACCACGCUGUUUGUAUUUCUUAAUGAUUGAUGGAAAUGACGUCCAAGACACAUUCAGUGACUUGGAAAUGUUCAUGUAUCCUUCCCCUGACCUUUUUAAAGGAAACUGGCUGUAAAAGUGGCAGUUUAGCUCCGUGACACUUAAUUGGAGUAAGCAGUUGAAGAUGAGUGACAGUGAGUGUACUAAAGGGUGCCUGUGAUUAUGCAUUCCAUUAUUUAAUAUACAUCGUGCUGUCAAAAUUUGUUUUCUCAGUGUGUUUAAAGGGCAUCAGUUAGAGAAAUUUGGAUGUAGAGAAGCACAUACUCUUGAAUAACAUAUUUAAAAAAAAAAAACCCUUUCUGAUGUUGUAAUGGUAAAAUGUGUAAAACUCCCAAGAGUUUCAUACUUUUGCAUGCCACUGUAUAACUACAGAUAUAUUCAAAAUCCCUUUAUUUUAACAGGAAGCC